CUGAAAGGAGCCAGUGUGACAUGACUUACAUGGAUUUAUUGUAUGUGGGAUGGUAUACAGAGUAGGUUUAUGUGAGGCAACAUAUAGAGGUGCCAGGCAUUCAGAGUGGAAGCAAAUCUAAUGUCCAUCACAUUGUAUGGAAAGGAAAAGCCUGCAUUUAUAUGAUCCAUCAGUUGGGUAUCCAAUAAUAGACAAUAUACAAUAGCUCCCACUAUGUACAAAGGGAUGGCAGCCAUGUUUCUAGGAGAUGGAAAUGGCGAGGUGUGUGGGAGAAAGUUAUCUCAGCAAACAUCUACCAUAAUAGCAUUUACUUCCUUUCAAGAUGGAAAUAUAUCACCGACAUUUACAUUAAUAUCAUUUAAAUAUGGCUACAAGCUUGUCCUUUACUGUUAUAUAUCAUGUAUAUCUCUGCUAAUAAGCACAAUAUCUAUCAUUCUCUCCUGGGUUCCUUUCCAUGAAAUAAAAGAGUUCGCUUGUUGAAUCCCCCAAUGAUAAGAGCCUUCCUUACCUCGCCAAUUGAAUAAAGGAGAAAUAAGAGAUUAUUCUCAGGUACAGUCCUAAUAACAAAGGCACCAAAUCGUGUGUCUUCUCUCACAUGUACAAAGCAGAAAGUUAAAGAGAGAAUAUGAAGAGGGAGAAUCCAAGAAGGGAGCCACAUGUCUAGAAGUCCAGCUCACAUCUAUUCCUUGGUGUGUCAGUACUUCAGCCCUACUCAACAUUUGCACAAUAGUCGUUGAUUUACACCCACCACCCACACACACAGAUUUUUUUUUUUCUUUAAAUGAACAAAAAGUUUCCCUGCUGCCCUGAGUGUUGUGCUUGGGGUUCUCACUCCACAUCUGCUGCAAUGAGGCUUCUUUUCUCUCGCUUUGCUGCUGUAAUAUUUUUUUUUUCUUUUCUUUUGUGUGUGCUCAGAUUUUCUGGGUUUCUUUUCCCAUGUCGGUUGCAAUAAUGGCUGAAAUUCCUUUCUGACACCAUCUUUUCCACUUGUGAGAUUGAUCACUGUUCUUGUGCAGGCGGGUAGGGGCUUCCCAGAUCCUCAGCGGCCUCUCCAGCAGGAUUUAUUCCUGAGAAGCACAGGCCUACAGUUCCCAUUGGUCAGCCGUGGUCACGUGACCAGGAAUUGGCUGCAAGUCGCCCAGGCUUCAGUUUAUUACAGCAGGGUCCCCAUACGCCUGAUUUAUCAGCAAUAUACAAUAAUAAGGCCUGUGCAUUAGUGGGAGCCUAAAUUUGGCUCUCUGAGCCCAGGCUGGCUCGGGGUAGCCAUGAAUUUGGAAUUUGAGAGGGAGAUUGGGUUUAUAAACAGCCAGCCUUCGCUCGCAGAGUGCCUGACGUCCUUCCCUGCUGUCCUGGAGACAUUUCAAACUUCAUCAAUCAAGGACUCGACAUUAAUUCCUCCUCCUUUCGAGCAAACCAUCCCCAGCCUGAAUCCUGGCUCCGACACCCUUACCCGGCCCAAAAGCCAAAAAGCAGCAGAGAAUGGCCUGCUCCAGCAAGCCCCGCUCCAACCUGCAGAAUUCCCCUGGAUGAAAGAGAAGAAAUCGGCCAAGAAGAGCAGCCAAGGGUCGCCCCAGGCCCUGAUUCCACCGACUGAGUCAGCAGGGGGGUCGCCGGCAGAACCCCCUGGGCUGCACGAUAGCACCGGCGGCGGCUGCAGAAGGCUGAGGACCGCUUACACCAACACUCAGCUGCUCGAGCUGGAGAAAGAAUUCCACUUUAAUAAGUAUCUGUGCCGACCCAGGAGGGUGGAGAUAGCGGCUCUGUUGGAUCUCACAGAGAGACAGGUCAAGGUUUGGUUCCAGAACCGAAGGAUGAAGCACAAGAGACAAACCCAGCACAAAGAUGGGGAGCACACUUACUCGAACCCCGAAGAUGGGGAACCUCUGGAGGAUGGAGACGACAGUCCAAUUUAUCACCAGGGAUUGGACAGCAAUGACUCUUUAAGGGAACAAGAUCAGUACCCCUGUUCUGAGAUCCCCAAAAAUCCCAACCCAGGCUUGAGCCAGCAGCUGCCUUCAAGCAAGGAGUUAACCCCCAGCAGCCCCUUGUACCCAACGCCUACUCCUGAUGCUGAGGGCAGAAUAGAGGUGGGUAGCAUGGACAAUGUACUCUCACAAUCCCACGACAACUCCUUAUUGUCAGACCUUACUUUAUUCUCAACAGACUCCUGCCUACACAUUUCAGAUGCGAUCACAAGCUUGCACGGCACUCUCAAUAGCCCUGUCCACUUCUCCGAGGAAGAUAUUGACUUUCUUACCAGCACACUUUGUAGCAAAGAUCUGCACAACUUAGAUUUUUAACGAAUAUGAAUAUCUUUUGGGUCUAAUCUAAUGCGUGAAAGUGUCCUCUAUAUUUAUUUUCAAAUAUCCGACACGCAUCGCAAGUCAUAUAUCAGUAUUUAUGUAUUUGAACCGCGUAAAAAUUAGCUAUUUUCAUUUGCUUGCUAAUUAGAAGGCAUCUCUGGAUUAGACACAUGGAUCAAUUGUUAUUUAUUUAAGUGAAGUCUCAGGAAUUCCAAGGUACGUUUGGAUUUGUUACACAGGAAGAUUUCGUUUCUUGUUAUUUAUGUAAAGCCUUUAUUAGCCAUUUGAUAUUUAUUUAUUGUACGUUAUUUUCCUAGUUUCUAUAAAUGUCUUUAUAAUAAAGUGUAUGUUGAGAUUUUG
Molecule: messenger RNA, 2663 nt
Organism: Xenopus laevis (African clawed frog)
Lineage: Eukaryota; Metazoa; Chordata; Amphibia; Anura; Pipidae
Gene: hoxb2.S
Product: homeobox B2 S homeolog
Exons: 3
Coding region: 1266-2300 (344 amino acids)
Biological process (GO): regulation of DNA-templated transcription; regulation of transcription by RNA polymerase II
Cellular component (GO): nucleus
Molecular function (GO): DNA binding; DNA-binding transcription factor activity, RNA polymerase II-specific; RNA polymerase II cis-regulatory region sequence-specific DNA binding
Source: RefSeq, a predicted model, not a curated record